This is a messenger RNA of Naegleria lovaniensis, 1194 nucleotides long. RefSeq lists its product as uncharacterized. Lineage: Eukaryota; Heterolobosea; Eutetramitea; Acrasida; Naegleriidae. The record is from RefSeq and is a predicted model, not a curated record. Bases 1 to 1194 code for a protein of 397 amino acids. Gene Ontology annotation, molecular function: DNA-binding transcription factor activity, RNA polymerase II-specific; RNA polymerase II cis-regulatory region sequence-specific DNA binding. The transcript is spliced from 2 exons. Gene Ontology annotation, biological process: embryonic organ development; regulation of transcription by RNA polymerase II; neuron development.
AUGUCCCAAGUCGCUUCUUCUCAGAGCAUUAUUCAUCACCCACUCUUUCCAUCUCUCCUUGCGACCCACAGUGUAACCGUCGCUGAUGGUCAUCGUCACUACAAGAGUGCCUCUUCUCAACCUUCAACCAUCACGAGUGAAGAUAUUAAAAAAAAGUUAACGGAAACUGGAGAGAGUAAUAAUAAUAAUAAUAAUGGAAAUAAUAAUUCUGAUUCAUCAUCCAUGAAUGCUAUACAACAACAACAACAACCAUCAUUAAACAUGACAAGUGGCAGCAGUGAUUCAACAAUCCUUCUUCCCAUUCAACAAGAUGAAUCAUCCGUUGUCAAUCAAUUAUGUAAUAAUUUUCUAGUCCAAACCAAUUAUCCUAGUGUGGUCGAAAGUGAAAUUCCAAGUAUGGUCAUGAAUUCUCAACAACCUUCUCAAUUUGAUCAAUCGAUUUGUGGUCUUGCAGCCAUUACUGCAUUACACAAAAUGGAAUUACAAACCAUGUAUCAUUUAUGUGAAGAUUUUAUUGAUCAAAUGCAACACACACUUCAUAUUGAUAAACAAAAUGCGAAAUAUAGUGCAAAACAGAGAAUUCAACAUCCAAAUGUGUAUAGUGGAACGAAUGUGGUCAUGUUUAUGAAUCAUUCUGGAGGAGUAGCAAAUGGAACAGGUCUCCAUUCGAGUAUGAGUGGUGGUUCUGGUGGUGUUGGUGUUGGUGGUCAUUUCGAUUCGUAUGAUCCAUUGGAUGCAUCUCCUAAUUUGGCAUUGGAUCAACAUCCGAAUGGUUCUGACGAUGGAUUGGGAGAUGACGAUGGAGAUUAUCCAUUGGCAGAGAUUAAAAAGACUGAGGAUGUGGUUAAGGAAUUGAAAAAACGAUACUCGGGUGAAGUGUUGACAUUGGCAAAAAAGAAGAAGAAUUUUUCAAAGAGUGCCACUGAUGUGUUAAAUGUUUGGUUUUUCCAACAUCUUCAUGAUCCAUAUCCUAGUGACGAUGAAAAGAGAAUUCUCUCUCAACAAACUGGUUUAUCUCUCUCGCAAGUGAACAAUUGGUUCGGUAACAAGAGAAUGAGAUAUAAACGUAAAAUGUUGGAACAAAAUAGACGAAAUGGUCAGAAAGGAGCUGGUGCUUCUCAAGCAGGUGGUGAUGAGGAUGACUCUCCACAACAACUUCAAUUCCACAACGAUCAAGAUUUUAAUUUUAACUAA